Molecule: messenger RNA, 1002 nt
Organism: Acaulospora morrowiae
Lineage: Eukaryota; Fungi; Glomeromycota; Glomeromycetes; Diversisporales; Acaulosporaceae
Source: the annotation of a GenBank genome assembly
AUGACCGACUCAUCUAAUCCAACAGAUAUCCUCAAUAUACCAUCCACGCAACCCGAUAAUUCUUUUGAGGAAAAAGGUUUACGAGACGAAUUGGUCGCCAAUAGUGAAAGUGAGGUGGACAUAAUGAGAGAAAAGGUGGAUAGCAUAAAAAGGGAGACGGGAGUUGAUGUUAAAGGAAAGGCAAAGGAAGUCGAAGAAUUUGAAAAGAUAGAAGAUGAUGAUAUAAAUUCCUCGGAAAAUUUGCCAAUCCAAUCGAGUUAUAAUUCUGACAUUGACAUUGACAAUUUGAACUCGAAGGGAAAAAAUUUAGAAUUGGUUGAAAAUUCGGAGAGAGUAAAGGCGAGCGGGGAGAUUGUGAUCGAGGACGGGAACAGUGGUAACAUUAUACAUUAUGAACUUUAUUUUCUUCGUGUUUCUUCGACAUCCACAAACUCAACCUCGACCACCGCCUUCACAACCCCUUCCUUGACAAACACGAUACCCGUCAAACCUCACCCAAUAAUCACGCAAAAUACAUCCUUUUACGAUCAUGACUAUCAAGAUGAUGAAAUCACAGCCGAACCUUCAAGCAGCAGAAGUCGGAAUGUCGAUGAAUCGAUGCCGAUCGGAAUUGAAUUUAUAGAAGACCCACAAGUACCUUACAUACCUAGUUUCGAAGAAGCAUACGGCUUUUCACCAUACGAGUAUGAAUAUUACUUUAUAGGGAAGGAUGAUUUUGAGGAUAGAACAUUCCGCACAUACGGCGCCAGGUUCAAGAAUGCAAAAAGUAAAAAUCCACAAAAGCAAGAGGAUACCAGAGAUAUCAAGAAUAAACAAAAGAAAAAGGGAAAGGGGAAGGAAACCGGCAAUAAAAUGAGCAAAUAUUUUUGUGGAAUCAGGAUUAAGAACAGUGGUUGCUUUUUGCCAAACAUCGCAACUGAAUCUUUGUUCGUAGAAGAACUUCACCGCCCUAAUUUCAUGUCACUUUACAUACAUAAUAUUUCUGAAUCUUUUUUAACUUAG